Molecule: messenger RNA, 1234 nt
Organism: Hydra vulgaris (swiftwater hydra)
Lineage: Eukaryota; Metazoa; Cnidaria; Hydrozoa; Anthoathecata; Hydridae
Source: RefSeq, a predicted model, not a curated record
GUAGCGAAGGUUUUAGUUUAUUUAAAUGGCGUCUAGAAGUUCACGAAGCUUUCGAGCUCGAAGAAAAGUUACUAUUAAUGUUGUUGGAGAAUACAAAAGAAAAGUUACAAAAAAUUGGUACGGUUCUAACAAUGCUGAAACUCAACCUUUAAAAAAAAACAAAGUUCUACAAAGAGAGGUUAUUCAAUCUUGGAUUGCAACAGAAAUUGAUAUGGAAGACUGUGGAAAUCAAAAAAAUGAUAAAGAAAGCGAUCUUGAAUGCUAUGUUUUAAUUUUGAAUGAUUGGUGGAAGUUAAGAAAAGAUAUUGAAACUACGACAAGCAAUCCAGAUAUAAACAUAGAACUAGAACGGCUUGAAAGAGAACUCAGUAUUAAAGAGAAGAAAUUAAAAAUAAAUGUUCGGUGGGAUCCAAUCAAUGCUUUUUUUAAGGACACCUUAGCAACUGUCUUUGAAAGAAAAAAGAAUAAUAUUAUGCUAAAAAUGCAAUCUUUUGCAUUUCAAAAGUUAUUUCUUGGUAAUUUGAAAAAAAAAUACGCAGACGGCCAGAAAAUUGCUAUAAAGCUUACUAAGCAGCUGAAUAAAAAUAAUAAGAGUUUGCAAGAUCUGAUCAAGGAGUAUAAUUCUAUAGUUUUAAUUUAUCCCAGCAAGUUUUUAAAAAAUGUAGUUGUUUGGGACGAGGUUGGUGAUUUGGAGAGUGUUUUUUGGAAAAAUUAUUGGACACAAAAAAGUUCCGAUUUCGCCAUCCCCGUAACAGUUAAACGAAAGUGUAUUGAGUUGUUCCAAUUGAACUGUAGAGCUAUCGAAGAAAUCGAAAUGGUUAAAAGCGAAAUGAAAAACGUAAUAAAUUUUAACCAAACUAAAAUAAAUGAAUUUAAGGAAGCUCUCACAUUACUUGAAGAUAAUACUGAAGAUAAUGGGUGGAAAGCAAGAUUACUGAAUGAAAUAGAUGCUUUAACUUUUAAAACAAAUUGUUUUUCUGAGGCUUUUUGUCCUUAUCUUAAUUCGGAUACUUCAAGUGAAAUAAAGACUCUGUUGUUAAACGACUUUGAAGAUGAAUUAAGUAGUGAAUCGGAUGAUAGUGAUUUAGAAUUUGAAUAAAUGUUUACCAUUAUAAUAAAACAUACUUUAUUUAUUUUAUAUUAUGUCGGAUGAAUGCAUAACACCGCGGGAGCCAAGCGGUGAUGACCUGCACAGUUUUAUAGCAAUAAAUUAAUUUUUUUUUUUUUGUUUAAA